AUGUCAACCAAGCCUGAGGAGCUUAAAACAGCCUUUGACAGAGAGCUUAAUACUACUGAUUUUCGAUUGGUAUGGGAAAAAGCUUCAGUUCUUUCAGAACGUUGGGAUUCUAUUGGUAUCAUGCUGGGAAUCAGCUACAGCAAGUUGUAUGAGAUUGAAGCAGAGACAAAGAGAGUUAGAGUUUGUCUACAGAAAGUAUUUGAUUGCUGGUUAAAGAGGGACUAUGACUAUAAGAGUCAUGGUGUCCCUACAUUAAGAAUGCUGUGUAACUCCAUUAAAAGUAAUAGUGGAGGAGCUAAUCCAGCUCUAGCUAAUGAAAUAGCAAAAGAAUAUAUAAUUAAGCCUACUAGUAGUGGUGAUGCUACUACAUCACCAGUUGAUACGUCAUCUUCUAAAAAAGCUACUCCAACUGUUGAGUUACCUCAAUCUGAGUCUUCAGUCAUUUACGUUAAGAAGAAAUCAGUUGAAUAUUCACCUGAAAACCUAACACGAAUGAUUGGAGAGCUACGAGAAGCUUACCUUGAUAAUAUGUAUCAUACAGAAAAGUCUUUUCGUUCUAUUGAUGUUUCAGAAGUUAUCGAUUUUGUUCAGCAUUAUAUUGCAAUAUUACUUAGCCCACGUUUUGAUAAACCAGAAAUGAUUGAGUCAAUUGAGGAUGAGUUUGAACAUGUUAUAACAAUGAAGCAGCUGUUUAAAGCAUUAAGAAAAUACAUUUCAUGGUUUAAUUUUGAACUUGUCGUCAAGUUAGUUGAUACCUUUAUUACCAACGAGAGUAAUAUGCAAAGAAAGUGGUCUAUAUAUCAAGAAAAAUUAAAAGAUUAUUUUAAAAAUAACAAUACACAAGCAGUUCAAAUUGCAGACUCAAUUGAGUUUGGUCUUUCUGAUGUUCCAGGUACUAAAGUAAUGAUUGCUAAGGUUGCCAGAGAUGACUACACUUUAAAUGAUCUAUAUUUCUUUCACAAAUUGAUUGCUGUGGCACUUGAAGUUCCAGAAUAUAAUUUUUAUUUUUGUACGAUUGAAGAUGGCUGCAUAGAAUUGAAAUAUUCCAUUCCUAAUUAUCUUUAUUCUGUUCUCUUUCCAUUAACCAAUCAACAGUGUGAUUUGCUGGCUGAGAUUGGAAUCAUAAAAAUGAUUUGUCAUGAAUAUGUACAUGAAAUGAAGCAGUUGCCAGAAAAUGAAUUAAAAAAUCUUCAUGAUUCACCUUAUUUUGUUAUUUAUGAUCCUCUCUGGUAUGAGAAUACAAGCACUCCAUUGAAUGAUGCAUGUUGGAGAGGAUUAAAAGAUGAAGUACAGCGAUUGAUUGACAAGACUGGUGUUCAGAAAAGAGGCAUAAAUGGUUGGAAUCCAUCAUUAUCUGCUUCAUAUGGUGGCCAUAUCGAUGUCCUUUGUCUCCUCAUUGAAGUUUAUCAUUGUGAUCCUUUGCAAGGUGAUGAUGAUGGUGUAAUUAGUUUGCAUGUAGCCUCAUAUAAAGGCCAUCUCAAUAUUGCACAGUAUCUAGUUAAUGAAUGUCACGUUGAUCCAGACAUAGCAGAUAGCUCUGGUAACACAGGACUACUUUACUCAGCACUGGGUGGUAAUGUUGACCUUGUGAUUAUGUUUUUAAAAAAGAAAUGUAACCUUUCUCAGGUCAAUAGAGAAGGAUCUACGUUAUCAUUAUUAGCAUGUAAGAGUGGACAGGUAGCAUUAGUUCUUCAGCUUAAGCAGUUUGGUAUUUUCUCAGAAGAUGAUAUAGAUUUUAACGGAUGUGGAAUAGUACAUUAUUGUGCUAUGAGUGAUAGUGUAGAGCUUCUAGUGUAUCUUUAUAAUAAUCACAAUAUCAAAUUGAAUCAAAGAGAUCGUUUUGGUGCAAAACCACUCCAUAUAGCAUGCCAAUAUGCUUCAUCAGGUUUUAUUAUGAGAACAGUUCAUAUUUUUGGAUAUAAAGUGUUACUAGAAGCUGAUUAUAAUGGUCACUCUUCUCUUCAUUACCUAUGCAGUGGAUUAGUUGAUAAAUACUGCAUUACAGAAGUGUAUAAUAAGCUCACUGCACCAUGUGAUGUACCUUUAGUCAUACAAAUUGCUUCAUUUAAUGUACAUGCCACAAAAAACUGGCAUAAGUAUCUAUCACUAAAUAUAAAUGUUAACAAGCAACAUAAAAGAGUAAAUCUUUUGUCUACACUCCUCAAGAAGACAAGCACUAUUAAUAAUUUCAAUAUAAAUUCUACUACUGCUACUGGUCAAUCAUUAGUUCAUUUAGCAUGUACUAGUGGUAGUAUAUUAUUAGUGAAGGUAUUAGAGGAGUAUGGUAUUAAUACAAGUUCAUUAGAUUAUGUGGGUCGGUCUGCUGUACAUUAUGCUGCUUUAUCAGGUUCAUCUGCUCUACUCAGUUAUACUGUAUCUCAGUAUAGCUUGAGUGCCAGUCAACCAGACUACAAAGGUAUAGUACCAUUAGCAUUAGCUUGUAUGUCAGGUAGUAUCAAUGCAGUUGAGUAUAUUGCCAAUACUACUGACAUUGAUAUUAAUAUAACCUGUAAUAAGGGCAGAACACCUCUUCAUUAUUCAUGUUCUCAUGGUAACAUUGAUCUCAGUCAAUACCUCAUUGAAGUACAAGACAGUGAUAUUAAUAUAACAGAUAACAAUAAAUGGGAUGCAUUGAUUCAUAGUGCUAUGGGUGGUAACAUGAAUCUAGUCCAAUACCUCAUUAAUGAUCAUCAAUUGCCUCUUACAUCAUUUGCGUUACUUCAAGCAGUACGUAGCAUUAAACUAUCAUUAGUUAAACAGUUAAUUAAUGAAUAUAAAUUAGAUCCUGAAGCUAAAGAUGGUAAUGGCAUGCAAGCAGUCUAUUGUGCAGCUGAAUUUGGCGCUAUUGAUGUCUUAGAAUAUUUGGUAAAAGAUUGUGGGUGUGAUUUGGGUAUAGUAGAUGGAGCAUACAACAGAAAUGUGUUUCAUUAUUCUACAAUGAAUGGAAAUUUUUUAUUUACUAAAUAUGUUAUCAAUAAUUAUCAACAAUAUACUAGCCUCUUACAUUCUAUUAAUAACACUGAUACUCUACCAAUUCAUUAUGCCUGCGCUAGUGGUGUAAUACAACUAGUGACAUUUCUAAUUGAUGAAAUGAAGUGUGAUAUCACUACUGAAAAUAAGAGCGGCAAUACUUGUGUCACACAAGCAUGUUAUUCUGGUAAUCUUGAUCUUCUAAAAUUAUUAAUAAAACAAUACAACCUUAAUCCUAAAGUAUUUGGCAAAGGAUCAUCACCAGAAGUUGCAGUAAUAUUUGGAAAUGUUUAUAUGCUUGAAUGGCUCAGACAAGAGUAUCAUAUUAAUGUAGUCUCAUUUAAGGAAGGUAUAUUACCUUUCAUUGCUGCACAAUACAACCGUUUGUAUCGUUUAAAGCAUUUAUUACACAAUUAUUCAUUUGAUGUUAAUGCUACUGUUCCUGGAAAUGAUACUCAAUCUACACUCCUUCACAUAGCAUGUCAGGAAGGACAUGUUGCUAUAGUUCUCUACCUCACUAGUAUUCCUCAGUGUGACGUAUCAGCUAAAACUUUAAAUGGAUCAACAGUUCUUCACUUGUCAUGUAAGAGUCAUUCUCUUUCUAUACUCAAACAUUUAGUGGAGGAGCAUCAUUUGGAUCUCACUACUAAAAAUUACAAUGGAAUGGCUCCAGUUCAUCUAGCCUGUGAAGAAGGAUCAUUGAGUAUUGUCAAGUACAUUAUAGACCAUUCACCAUUAUCUCUUGAUAUGACAGACUCUUUUGGACGUACUCCACUACUUAUUGCAGCUUUCUCUAAGAACCUUUCUAUCAUUCGUUACCUCAACAGUAAAAACUGCAAUAUUUCUAUACUGGACGAUAAAGGGUUUAAUGUAAUACACAUAUCAGCAAAGGGAGGAUCUUUGGAUAUAUUGAGGUUUUUUAUUGAUGGUCGUUACUGUGAUCCUGAUAUCACUGAUGCUUCUGGUCGUACUCCACUUUAUCUGUCAGCUCAAGAGGGUCAUUUGGAAAUAGUAGAAUAUCUAUUGGAUAGUCCAAGCUACAAUAAACCCCGUGUACAAUUAGUAGACAUGCCAGAUAGCAAUGGUAACACAGCACUUCAUGUAGCAUGCAGCCAGGGUCAUCCUGAUAUAGUGUCUACUAUAGCAGGACUUGUCAAAAUGGUCACUAUAGGAUGA
Messenger RNA from Amphimedon queenslandica, 4146 nucleotides. Its product is annotated as serine/threonine-protein phosphatase 6 regulatory ankyrin repeat subunit C-like. The transcript has 6 exons. Bases 1 to 4146 code for a protein of 1381 amino acids. NCBI's taxonomy places the organism in Eukaryota, Metazoa, Porifera, Demospongiae, Haplosclerida, Niphatidae. Gene Ontology annotation, molecular function: protein binding. The record is from RefSeq and is a predicted model, not a curated record.